Limulus polyphemus (Atlantic horseshoe crab) is the source of this 1765-nucleotide messenger RNA. RefSeq names its product protein cereblon homolog. The transcript has 7 exons. Bases 53 to 559 code for a protein of 168 amino acids. The record is from RefSeq and is a predicted model, not a curated record. Lineage: Eukaryota; Metazoa; Arthropoda; Merostomata; Xiphosura; Limulidae.
UUGGUUCAUCUUGUGUACAAAAUGGCUGCUGCUUUUCUGCGACUGUUGACAAAUGUUUGGUCGGCAGCAUGUUUACAGCUAUUAUUUCUUCACUUUCCUGUUGAAAUUUUUCACUGAAAAUGUCGAUACAGUUGAGUUCUAUGAUGAUUAUCUUCUGUGUCGACAAUGUGGACAUGAUAUUACUGAAGCCUCGCAUCUGAAGAGUAUUGCCAGUAGAAUAGCUCUUCAUCAACGUAAUGAUACUAUUUUAGGAGUUCGAGGAGUUUUGCUUCAACUUUUUAGGAAUCCUGCAGGAAAGGAAUUUGAACUUGUAACAGUUUCCAAAGCUGAUGUGAUUGGUGUUACUGGUUGGUAUGAAGACCACACUUGGUUUCCUGGUUACUCUUGGAAAAUUGGAAUCUGUCCUCGUUGUGGACAGCAUGUUGGAUGGUUGUUUCAAGAAAUUGAUAAAGAAGAUGACUCGGCCAUUGAUUUCAUAGGACUAAUUAUGGAAAAAUUAAUCCACCAGAGCUAUGCAGACUCUCUCAUCACUGGUCCUCGCAGCCUUCGUAGCAGAUAGGUGGUAACUUGAAGUGUAGCUCCAGCAUAUAUCAUUCAUCAGAUGACAAGUUGUACAGAGAUAAGCUUGUGUAACAAACUAUGGAACACGGCAAGUUAGCGAGAUAUUGGAUGUCUUAAAGAAGCAUGUAUGAUGGUGUCACUAUAAGUCAAAUACUGACAUAGAUUUGUGAAUAUUUUGAAGGAAUGUAUGCCAUUAUUUAAGUACAAAAGAUUAAAGUUUCCAUUUUCACCAAAUUCUAUAGUAAAUUUAAUAAAUUUGUUAUGUGAAUUUAGAAAAGUUACAAAAUUAUCAAGUUGAUGUUUGGAGCCUGUCCAAACACAAAUCGCAUCAUCAACAUAUCUGUACCAAUGUUUCACAUUUUAUAUCAUUUUCAUCACUAAAUAAUUUCUUCUCUAAGUUAUUCAUGAAAACUUCUGCAAACAAAGGAGAGGGAGGGGACCCACCCCCACUCCUAACUAACCUGUCAUUUUUUUUUAUACAUUUGGUCAUUAAAUUUGAAGUAGUUCUGUUCUAAGCAAGUGGUUAUUAAUGUUUUUAAAUCCUGGACUUGAACAGUUACUUUUUCCUUAUCCAUUAAAUCACUAACAGUUUAUUUACAUUCAUUAACAGGUAUAGAAACUAAAUAACUAUUUGAUCCAGAAAACAAAACAAAUUUUACAUAUCUGUGAAAAAGGUAAGAAACUAGAUAGCCUGGAAAUUUUAGAAAUAAAUAGAAGUCCAAACCAACUUAAGCUCCUCCCCACUUGUUUCAAGGUUACUUCCCAUUCUUUGGUUAAACUACAUAUAUAAACCUGUUUACAAACCAUUUCAGUCUGUACCUAAUAAUGCCUUUACUGGCAAAACCGUACUAAAUGAAGUUUUUGGGAAAUGUACAAUACAUUUUGUUUAUUUCCUCAAUUCUAUAAAUGGUACAUAAAUUUAUAUAAAGACAAAGGGGUGAAGAAGUUUCCCACUCUCCAGUAAAGAUGAAUAUACAGAACAUUCGAAACAUUUAUGUAUUAGCCUUUGGAUCUUCUAACUUCUAGGAUUGUCAGGAGGAAAAGGCCUGAGGAAGAACAACCACCAAGGGAAAAAGUAGAUAAACAAAAAGGUAUAGGUUUAGAAUACUGUUUAUGUAUGGCCAGAGAUGUCAAUUGUGUGUGUGAGAGGGACAAUUAAGCCCCCCCCCCCAAAAGGAAGAAAACAUGAUAAUAAAAGCACAAG